Molecule: messenger RNA, 2387 nt
Organism: Paramecium octaurelia
Lineage: Eukaryota; Ciliophora; Oligohymenophorea; Peniculida; Parameciidae
Source: the annotation of a GenBank genome assembly
AUGGAAUUUGUAACAGCAUUAGUGUUCAUUUUCAUCGCCUGUGCUUGUGGCAUAAUUUGGGCCAUAUUCAAUUGGAUGGCUGUGCACAAAUUGGAAAUCCAUCACAAACAUGAAGGAUUAACAGAAUUACUUUAGGGAGCCGAAUAAGAAAAGAUUGAGACCUUGCUAGAGAUAGGAGAACACAUUUAAGAUGUAAUAGAUUUAAUUGAUUUUAGGGUGCAUAAGCAUUUUUAAAGGAGGAAUAUUCAGAUUGCUCUGUAUUUUUAGCAGUUAUGGCAGUAUUGUUGAUUGUAUGUGAAUUUAUCAUAAUCUUAGUUUAUUUCCCCAUGGUCAUCUUUGGCUUUUGUAUUGGGGGCAGCGACCUCGAUGCUUUGUGGUUAUUUGGGUAUGGCAAUCGCAACAGCAGCAAACUUUAGAACAGCAUUUUCAGCAAUAACAUCAUUAGCGAAUGCAUUUUAAGUAAAUACGAAUUUAAAAAUGAUUAGAUGGCCUACAGAGGAGGAUGUGUGAUGGGAUUCUUAUUGGUUUCGAUAUCAUUGUCAAUUCUCUCACUUGUCAUAAUUAUAUACAACGCUGUAAUUGUUAAAAGUGACGAUAACAAUUACGAGGACUUGGUAAGAAUGUUUGAUUAUGUUGCUGCUUAUGGAUUGGGUGGGUCAACAUUUGCCUUGUUUGGUAGAGUAGGUGGUGGAAUAUACACAAAGGCUGCAGAUGUUGGAGCCGAUUUGGUCGGUAAGGUCGAGAAGAAUUUACCAGAAGAUAGUCCUAAAGUAUAAAAUACAAAAGUAAUAUUUAUAGAAUCCAGCCACAAUUGCAGAUAAUGUGGGUGAUAAUGUAGGUGAUAUUGCAGGAAUGGGAGCUGAUUUGUUUGGAUCUUUUGCUGAAUCUACUUGUGCUGCAUUAGUUGUGUCAUCAACUCAACUGAGAGUCCCAUCAGAAAGUGGUUAUUCAAUUGAAAUUGGAUAGUUGAUGUAUCCUUUGAUGGUUUCAGCAUUUGGAAUUGGAAUCUGCAUAUUAGUAUCUGCUUAUGCUGUUUACAUUUCUAAAGUAAAUCAUAUUAACAAAAUUGAAUCUACCUUGAAACUGUAAUUGUUACUUUCAACUAUCGCCUUAUCCCCAAUUAUUAUAGGCAUUGCUUAUUGGGCUCUACCUGCUGAUUUUGUGAUGAUAGCUGCAGAUGGUUCGGUUCAAUUAGCAGAUCUAAAGCCAUAUCACGCCUUCAUUUGUUCCUUACUCGGAUUAUGGUCAGGAUUGUUGAUUGGCUAUUUCACUGAAUACAUGACUUCUCAUUCCUAUACUCCAGUAAGAGAAGUGGCUAAGUCCUGCGGCACAGGAGCAGCCACCAAUAUCAUUUAUGGUCUUGCAUUGGGAUAUCUAUCAACAAUAGUCCCAAUCAUAGCCAUUGCAGUGACUGCCUUAUUAUCAAUGAAAAUGCUCUCAUUUUAUGGAGUUGCCCUAGCUGCCUUGGGAAUGUUAUCCAAUUUAACCAUCGGUUUGGCCAUUGAUGCAUAUGGACCCAUUUCUGAUAAUGCUGGUGGUAUUGCUGAAAUGAGUGAAUUGGGAGAAAAUGUCAGAGAAUCUACUGAUGCCUUAGAUGCAGCUGGCAACACCACUGCAGCUAUUGGUAAAGGAUUCGCUAUUGGAUCAGCAGCCUUAGUAUCAUUGUCACUAUAUGGUGGAUAUUUAACAAGAAUAUAGACCUACAAAGUUGGCGAUGAAUUCCCAUUUGCAGAAGGUGCGAAAAUAGAUGAUCCCAUCAUUUUUGCCAUGUUGCUGAUCGGUGCCAUGUUGCCAUAUGCAUUUUCAGCCUUUACUAUGAAAUCAGUAGGAAAAGCUGCACUUUAAAUGGUCGAGGAAGUUCGUAGAUAAUUACAUGAACAUCCAGGAAUCUACGCAGGAACUGAGGAACCUGACUUUAGAGCUUGUAUUGCAAUCUCAACUAAGGCAUCAUUAAAGGAGAUGAUUCCCCCUGGAUUACUUGUAAAAUAUUGAAUAUUAUAUCAAAAUAGGUUAUUGUGACUCCUACUGCAGUUGGAUUAUUCUUUGGACCAUAGGCUGUGGCUGGUUUAUUGCCAGGAGCAUUGGUAAGUGGAGUUUAAAUGGCUAUAUCUGCAUCAAACACAGGAGGUGCUUGGGAUAAUGCUAAGAAAUACAUAGAAGCUGGAUUCUAUAGAAAUGAUGCUGGUGAAGUGAAGAAGAAAGGUUCAGAUGAACACAAAGCAGCAGUUAUUGGUAUAUGAUAUUAAAUUAUUUUAGGCGAUACUGUGGGAGAUCCUCUCAAAGAUACUUCAGGACCAUCAUUGAAUAUUCUAAUUAAGUUGAUGGCUAUCCUUUCGUUAGUAUUGGCAGGAGCAUUUUGUAAAACUGGAUGGUUGUAUAAAGGAUGA